Molecule: messenger RNA, 1458 nt
Organism: Oppia nitens
Lineage: Eukaryota; Metazoa; Arthropoda; Arachnida; Sarcoptiformes; Oppiidae
Product: macrolide glycosyltransferase-like
Exons: 2
Coding region: 79-1458 (459 amino acids)
Molecular function (GO): UDP-glycosyltransferase activity
Source: RefSeq, a predicted model, not a curated record
UUAAUAUUUCAUUUAGAAACUAAAAAAGUUUUUUAUUUUAUUUUUUUAGUUUAAUUAAUAAUCAGUUAAUAGUUAGAUAUGUCGUCCAACAACAACAACAACACCAACAAAAAAAAGCUAACUUUCCUAUUCGUUCCGUGUCAGGGUAUGGGCCAUAUCAUGGCCUGUCACGGACUGGCCGAUAUGUUACGCCAUACGGGUGGCCAUCGGACAGUGUUUGCAUUGGAUAGGAAAUUCAAGGGUCGACUGGCCAAACAUGGCCACGAAGAAGCUAUUCUGCAGUCAAUAGGACCGGAACAACAUUCUUCUACAGAAGAAGAUUUGAUGGAAAUGUUUUUCGCCGGAUUAGGCGACAAAUGUCUGAAUAUGGAUCCGAUGGAUAUACUCGAAACAAUUGGUCCGAUGUUUGGCCAUAUGUUUGACGAUUAUCAACGUCUGGAAGUAGACUAUAGGGCAGUGUUGGACAGUGUCCGACCAGAUCUGAUAGUAUGCGAUACACAUAUCGGUUCGCCGGCUAUUAUGACCAGCGGUAGGCCAUGGAUUUUGUUGAACUCCGAGGGACCGCUAAAGUUGUAUAAUGAGUGCAAUUCACCCGAUCUAUUGCCGCCACCGUGGUCAGGUUACUCAGUUAACGACCAAAACAAAGACAAAUGGCUUGAAUUUCGCCGACAAAUCAAUCCGUCGUUUCCCGAACAGACUGAAUCGGAAUUUCACAAGAAAAUUGACGACUGGUUUUAUGGCCAAAGUGGCCAACAUAUUGCCGCCGAUGGACUGAAGCCAAAGUGCCGGCUACUGAAGAUUUAUAUGACACCCGACGAACUAGACUUUAAACAUGUGCCGGGAGUUAAGCCGCUAGACUCGAGUUGGAUGAGUGUCGACGGUUUUGUACGGACCACCGCUGAUGAAACAGUAGAACUGCCCGACUGGCUGGUGGCCAGACCGGGAAAGUUAAUACUACUUUCGCUGGGAUCGUUGGUCAGCGGCAAUCCCGGUCUAAUGCGUUUCAUAACCGAAACACUCGGCAACUCACCGAAUAAGUUUGUGGUCACUACGGGUAGACAACACGACAAGUAUACGUUGCCGGCAAAUAUGUGGGGACAACCGUUUCUACCGCAGACAGCAAUCCUGCCACUAGUCGACUGUGUGGUCACUCACGGCGGUAACAAUUCGACUACCGAAGCAUUUUAUUUCGGUAAACCCGUUCUAUUGAUACCCAUGUUUGCCGACCAGUUUGAUAAUGCACAGCGUGUUGUCGAUACGGGACUCGGCUAUAGAUUGAAUCGACCAGUCAGUGCCCAAUCAUUGUUAGAUAGUGUCCACCAGUUGGCCACCGAUACCGUACUCAGUGGUCGUAUGAAACAAAUUGGUGAACGAAUUCGCCAGAGUUUUGAUGGAAAAAGUCGGGCAAUUGUUGAACGCAUUGAACAGAUUGUUGCCGAUUAUGAAUUGAAAAAAUAA